GGAAAGAGGCGGGGCUUCGAGCCGGGGUUGAGCUUUCAGAGCCGGAGAGCGUCUCCGAUGGUUGCCAGUGGGAGAGCCGAGCCAAACUUGCCCGCUGUCUGAACGCUGCUCGCCGGCUCUCACACUCCCCCCCACAGCGGUACUGGUGCUCAUUUCUACCUUGAGAGGACCGAACCACCGCCGCUUGGAGGAUAAGGGGAAAGUUUGAGGAGACGACGGGGGGCGACGAGGAGGCGGCUGGUGUGACUGAACUUCCACCCAGGCGAGCCCGGAGGGAGCAACGAGCGGACGGGAGGAGGAGGAGGAGCCAACAGGUUUCAGCUUUCUCUCUCUGCGUCCAGAAGACGGGUCGGCCCACGCAAUCGAUGCGGGCAGUCUGCCGGCCGGAUGCCCACUUGGCUGCACAGCAGAGCGCUCAAUCAGUCUGAACUUCAACACAUAAAGCGACCUACAGAGAAACUGCGAGGAGGAUAAGGGAGCCCAUCCCAGGAGAGCAUCAUGUGAUUGGUGUGAAAUCCCAGUAGGAAGCAUUCCUAUCAGCACUGUUAUCAAGGUCUCUUCACCUAACUUCUCCCUCGUUUGGACUACCUGAUAAGGAAUGUCCGCCUCCCGCUAAUCAGGUCUUUCGACCUCUUUCACCACAGCAGGAUAAAACACCGUUUUUUUUUUUGCAAUCAGUGAGUGAUCCCUAAACUGGAUUUUAACCUCUUGGUCGAACACUGUUGGAUUAUGUGCUGAAUCAGCAUUCCCAUGGGGGAUUAAAUCAACCAAGUAAACCACACGGACGUACUUUUGCCUGAUAUAAAAUACGCAGGUGUUUUUUUUUUUUUUUUAUAUCCUGAGUGACAGGCAUCAUGGCCGGGAAGGGCAACCCGAUGCCGGGCCCCCACCUCAACGGCUUCCCUAUGCCCACCUACUCCUACUUCUUCCCUCACAUGCUGGGGAGUCUGUCCCCUCCGGCCCUGACAGGUCUCCCCCUCAGCGGCUACAGCACGCCCUCGCCAGCCACGAUAGAGACGCAGAGUACCAGCUCAGAGGAGAUAGUGCCAAGCCCGCCCUCGCCUCCCCCGCCGCCCCGUGUCUACAAGCCCUGCUUUGUGUGCCAGGACAAGUCCUCAGGGUACCACUACGGUGUCAGCGCCUGUGAAGGCUGCAAGGGCUUCUUCCGGAGAAGCAUCCAAAAGAACAUGGUGUACACUUGUCACCGUGAGAAGAACUGCAUCAUCAACAAAGUCACCCGCAAUCGCUGCCAGUACUGUCGGCUUCAGAAGUGCCUGGAAGUCGGAAUGUCCAAGGAGUCGGUGAGGAACGACCGGAACAAGAAAAAGAAGGAUGAAAAGAAGCAAGAGUGCACGGAGAGCUACGUGCUGAGUCCCGACACGGAGCAGAUGAUCGACAGGGUCCGCAAGGCGCACAAGGAAACGUUCCCCUCCCUCUGCCAGCUGGGCAAAUACACUACGAAUAACAGCUCGGAGCGACGCGUUUCAUUGGACGUGGAUCUCUGGGACAAGUUCAGCGAGCUGUCCACCAAAUGCAUCAUCAAGACGGUGGAGUUCGCCAAGCAGCUUCCGGGCUUCACAACGCUCACCAUCGCUGACCAGAUUACUCUGCUCAAAGCCGCCUGUCUGGACAUUCUGAUUUUGCGGAUCUGCACGCGCUACACGCCAGAACAAGACACCAUGACUUUCUCAGACGGACUCACGCUAAACCGAACCCAGAUGCACAACGCCGGCUUCGGACCCCUCACAGACCUGGUGUUCGCCUUCGCCAACCAGCUCAUCCCCUUGGAGAUGGACGACGCAGAGACAGGCCUGCUCAGCGCCAUCUGUCUGCUGUGUGGAGAUCGUCAAGACCUGGAAGAAGCAGACAAGGUGGACGUCCUGCAGGAGCCUCUUCUGGAGGCACUGAAGAUCUACGUGAGGAAGAGAAGGCCCCACAAACCACAUAUGUUCCCCAAGAUGCUGAUGAAGAUCACCGACCUGAGAAGCAUCAGUGCUAAAGGUGCCGAGCGCGUCAUCACCCUGAAAAUGGAGAUCCCGGGCUCUAUGCCUCCCCUCAUCCAGGAGAUGCUGGAGAACUCGGAGGGCCUGGAGAGCGGGGCCUCGGGGGCGCGGCCCUGCGGCACCCCUCCAGGCAGCUGCAGCCCCAGUUUGUCGCCGAGCUCCGCCCAAAGCAGUCCGGCCACACAAUCGCCGUAGCAACGGCCCACCUGGUUUGUGCGUUCGUUAAAGCCACGCCGGUCGGUCUCCUCCUUCAGCGGACUAAAGAGGAGGUGCCGAAGGAGGAGGCCUUGACUCCGCCUCCUUCCUCCUCCCGGUCUGCUUUGCCUCACACGCGAGGGGAGGUGCGGCCGGGGGACGCCGCCGAGAGACCACACCGUAAACACUGCUGAUGACUCCUCCUCCUCCUCCUCCUCCUCACCCCAACGCUGCUCCUCCGCCUUGGCGUGAAGGCAAGGCAGCAGACAGGAAGUGAGCGACAGUUGGACAAACACCAGACACUUUGUUGUUGUUGUUGUUGUUGUUAUUGUUGUUUGUUGAGGCUGACUACAAGUUUGGGACUUGUCAAAAGACCCUCCUCCUCCUCCUCAAAGACUCGGGGUCUUUUCUCUUUUUCCAGCUUCAAUUCAAAAACAAAAACAAACAAAAAAAAACAGAUUUCGUACACAAAGAUAUAUAUAAAUAUAGAGAAAACUUAAGGAACUAUUGUGUUUGACAGAAUGUCACAAGGACACAUUUUCUGAGAUUAGGAAUUGUUGUACUCCCUCACUCUUUUUAGAGAAAAAAACAACACAUGUACAUUAUUCUAAUUAACAAAAAAUAAGCAAAAGAUGAUUUUUUUUUUCCCCAGUCUACACACACACACACACACACACAUGCGCACAGAAUACAAUGAGCAUCAACUCCGACUAUUCCAGGACUUUUUAUUAUUUUAUUGCUUCCAGGAAAAUGGAAAUAAAAUGAUUGUAUGAACUUGGUUGUAUGAUAUGGUCACAGGUCCUUUCAAGAAAUCCAUUUAAUGAAGAGUCAUUAUUAAGGUGUAUUUUAAGUAGCCUUUGAGUUUGUGUAAAUAAGCUGUAUUCAUUUCUUAAAAACUAUGAAGAGUUUUAGGCUUCACGUGAUCUUUUUUUUUUUUUUUUUUUUUUUUUUAAAUGUGUUUUGUUCAUGGGUUUGUGAUUCGAGAAAAUACAUUUUGAGCACACUUUACUGAAGGAACUUCUUUCAUGUUCGUGUCCUACUAAAUACUAGGCAGACCCUCAACCCCGCCCGUCACUGGCAGUCCAGCCCCUCCAAAUGUGUUCAUGACUACAGUAGCAGUUUUUUUUUUUUGUUUGUUUGUUUAUUGGGCCAUGUAGCAAAUUUUUUUUUUUUUGUCCUUAAACAUGUGGCUUGCAUCUUCAGAGAGUUCAAAUGUGAAGAAUGGUGUACUGUACACACUGUAUUCAAACUGCAGUGAUUCCCAGUAGUCACUGAUUGGGUCAGUAAGAACUGAUGAUGUAAGACUUCAGCAACCCUGCACCCUGUGAUCACUUUACGCCAAAACGCCUUCACUCACAUCACACCGUCAUUACUGUACGCACGCCAACGUCUCAGGAAGGAAUCAUUUUGUAUGCUUGGCCUGUCCAUUUCUAUAUGUUAUGUACUGCACUCCCCCGUCGUCACACACUCACACACACACACACUGCUACUGAGCCCCAAUGUUUUCCUUCAGUGAUCCCGCCGCCCCCCCCACCCCGCCCAGCGACACCAGGAUGCUGCUUUCCUCACCGCGCAGGACUUGCCCCCCCAAGGAGCGCACAAACAUCUGGAUUAGACACACCCGUCAGUUUGAGAAGUACGGAAUAUGUUGCAAUUUUGUCAAGAUCAUCAAGGGACUUUGAGGAAAAAAAGAAAAACUAAAAAAAAAAAUCUAUCUAAAAAAAAAAUAAAA
This is a messenger RNA of Nerophis lumbriciformis (worm pipefish), 3930 nucleotides long. It is a transcript of the gene raraa, whose product is annotated as retinoic acid receptor, alpha a. The record is from RefSeq and is a predicted model, not a curated record. Gene Ontology annotation, cellular component: transcription regulator complex; nucleus. Gene Ontology annotation, molecular function: nuclear receptor activity; RNA polymerase II cis-regulatory region sequence-specific DNA binding; nuclear glucocorticoid receptor binding. Gene Ontology annotation, biological process: regulation of transcription by RNA polymerase II; cellular response to corticotropin-releasing hormone stimulus; retinoic acid receptor signaling pathway. Lineage: Eukaryota; Metazoa; Chordata; Actinopteri; Syngnathiformes; Syngnathidae.